Molecule: messenger RNA, 816 nt
Organism: Camelina sativa (false flax)
Lineage: Eukaryota; Viridiplantae; Streptophyta; Magnoliopsida; Brassicales; Brassicaceae
Source: RefSeq, a predicted model, not a curated record
AAGAAAUUGAAAAUGAAAGCUGGUUACUCCAUUGAUGAAGAAGGAGAAAAAGAUGUAACCAAGAAGGAAAGUAAAGGCAAGGAACAUAUGGAGGAUGUUGUAGAUGAGAGAAAAAGCUUGUUGGAUAUUUGGAAGAUGAUAAAAAAAAAAUGAAUGAGUCAAUUACCGACAUGGGGAAGAAUUUAAUGGGUAGGAUAAAUGCAUUAGAAGGUAAAUUCGAAUGUUAUGUGGAGAAGAGAAUGGGUGUGUUAGAUGAGAAGUUUAGUGAUAGGAUUAAAACGGUGGAGGUAGAUUUGAAAGGAAUGAAAGAAACAAAAGCCACUAAUGUACCAAUUGAUUCGACUUCAAACAACAAUGAAGAGGAUGAGGCUCAUAGUCAUCAACCAUCUUGGAUGGUAGAGAUGAAAGAGACAUCGAAAGAUGAAUUUCCAUUCCCUCGAGUGGUGAAGAAGGUUUACACUGUGAGUAAUAAAAAGAAGAAGUCAGAAACAGAAAUAUCUGCUGAUCUUCCUCUAUGUGAGCAGAAUUAUUUUACUCAAGAUCAUCAGAAAAACUUUGUGGGUGAUGUUUUAAAGAAACUUGGUCGCAAGAAUGCAUGUCCAGCUGCCGUAAAGGUUGAAAAGGAGAAGGGAAAGAGGCCAGCUGCUGAUGGUGAUGAACUUGAAGAUAUUACUGACAAAGUUGUUGCUCUUGAUACAAAAAUGGCUUCUAGUUCAGAAGAUACAUGGGAUGACCCUGAACAACAGUUGAUUAGUAAAAGGCUUGAUGCAACAUUGACAUGACUUGGAGAGGCGUUAAAAUUAGAUGGAGAUACGA